UCUGGAGAAGCAGAAACCACUUCUACUCGCAUAUCCAUGAUACACCUUUAUUUUUGAAUAAUCUCCCUCUUCGUUUUGAUUAAAGAGAAAGACGUUCUUAAAAAAUCACUUUAUAGUCCCUAAUUUUCCUCUCGUUAAUCAAUCAUUAAAUUAAUAAUUCUUUAGUUUAAGUCUCGAUCUUAUCUGUCUCUCAUUCCCUGUCUGCAUUUAGUGAACCCUCGUUUCACACUCUACCUCACAUUUCCUCUGUAAAAUUCUUUUCUUGUCUCUUCAGUCUCACUUUCCCAUCUCUUCAUCAGAGACACAGAGACAGAAGAAAAAAAACAAAACCCUAACCCUAAUUUAUUCAAAAAUAAUUUCACAGUACUCGAAGAAAGGAGACAAAUUGGAGAUUUUUCUCACCCUUCGAGUUAAGUGGCUGGUUUUUUCCUAGAUCUGUUUCAGUUUCAAAUUCAUUUUUGGUCAAUUUUUUGUUGAAUGCAUGUCAUUUUAGGAAAUGGGGUCUUGACAAAUUUUAAGAUUAAGUUUGUUUUCAUGGAAAUUAUUGUUGAUGUAGGGAUGUGUUGUUUGAGUAAUGCUGAGAAGAAGAUUGAUAUUUCCGAGGAGAUUUGUGAACUUUCGCCGGUUCAGGGGAAGAUUGAAGUGAUUUUUGGCAGUUACAGUCGCCGGGGCACUCACCGGAGUUGAGUGAGUGAUUAUAGGUUGGUGAAGCAAAAGAAUGGUGUGGAGGUAUUGAGCAUUGUGUGUUUGGUUGUUUGUCGCUUAAAGAGUAGUGGUGGUGGUGGUGGAAACUAAGUUUGUGAGAAAUGGGGGUUGACAAAAACAGUUCAAAGAGUGGUGGUGGUGGAGGAUAUGUCGGUGGGUUUCUUCAGUUGUUUGAUUGGAACGGUAAGUCGCGGAAGAAGCUACUUGCAAAGUCACAAGAGGGUGCAAAACAAGGGAAGAGAAAUGUUGCGAAUUUGCCAACAUCAAGGUUUCGCCUGAUGGACGAGGACGAAAAUGGGGCUUCGAGUAUUAGAGGAAGUAGUGAUUAUAGCUGUGCCUCUUCAGUGACUGAUGAGGAUGGGAAUGUGACCAAGGCACCUGGGGUGGUAGCGAGGCUUAUGGGACUGGAUUCUUUGCCAACUUCUAGUGCUGCAGAACCAUAUUCAACCCCUUUCUGUGAUACUCGUUCUCUUGGAGAGUCUCCCAGCUACAGGGAAACUGAAUAUUACAGUGGAAGCCGGCAGACAAUGAAUUCUGAAUAUCAACCUACUAUAUCGGGUGAUCCUGGUAGAUAUGCUGUAGAAUCAAGGCUUCAGAGAUUGCAUCGACGGCCAAUUGAGAGGUUCCAAACUGAAACGUUACCUCCAAAACUAGCCAAAUCGAUUCCGAUUACCCAUAAUAAGCAUUUAUCUCCGAUCAAAAACCCCGAGUUCAUCUCGUCUAAGAAUGUUGCCCACAUAAUGGAAGCAGCUGCCAAGAUUAUAGAACCAGCGCGUCAACCAAGUGUAAAAGGAAGAGGGGUUUCAGUUGGAUCAUCAUCAGGUCCCUUGCAAGUCAGGGAUUCGAAAGAGAAAAUGGAAGCUGCACAGAGACCCCGCAGGUUGAAUGGAGCAUCUCACAAGUCGGUGGAGUCCAAUGCCGCUAAGUUUCUUAAAGGACAGUCUAUGAACAAGAGCUGGAAUGGAUCAGAAGAACCCAACAGGUUCAGGGCGUCAUCGGAGUCAGACGGAAGUUAUUCUGUUGGUUCAAGGAAUAAAGGGAAAUCUGUUUCUCUUGCAGUCCAAGCGAAAGUCAAUAUUCAGCAAAGAGAAAGUUUUGGUAGUGGGAAUAGGAGUAAGAGUUUAAAUGGCCCGAAGGAAUCCCAGGACGUAAAGUCAAACCAGUUGCAGAGAAGCCGCUCGAGUGUUCAAAAGACAAUGCAGAAGAAGCCCUCUCCUCAGAAUUCAUCUACUGUGCUUAGACAAAAUAACCAGAAACAAAAUUCCGCAGUGACUAGAGACAAAUUACCUUCCAAACCUGCUUCUAAUUUGCAAGGCAGAAGAAUUGUUUCAGUAGAUGGCCGCAAUAGAUCUAUAACUAACGUAGCAGCACAGUCCAAAGUUGGUUCCAAGAAAAGUGGUGCUGAGUUGACAGAAAUGGAAAAGGAAACCUCAUCGUCGGAAACAAUGAAUUUACCGAGAAAGAAGCGGUAUAUGGAUAGCCAUUUUGAGAGACGUGCUGGUGUCGUCCGUAAUGUUUUAGCCGCAAAAGAUGAAAGGCCAGUUCAACGUGGUAUGCCAGAUAGCAGAACGAAGGGGAUGGAUGUUAUAUCCUUUACAUUUACCUCCCCCAUGAUAAAGUCUACACCUGGAUCUCAAACAUCUAGUCCAAUUGUGGAUAAAGCAAAGAGCUAUGCCCUAGACUCUUACGAUGAUAAAUGUAACACCAGAAGUUCGAAAUUAUCGAAUAUGGGUUUAAAUGUGAUAGGUGGAGACUCUUUAAGUGUUCUUUUGGAAAGGAAGCUUAUGGAGUUAACCUAUGGAGUUGAAUCUUCGUCAACUUCUACAUCUAUUCUCGAAGAUUUGGUCUCUGCUCUUAGUGCAGCUGAAACAACACCAAGAGAAUGUGAUAAGAGGUCCCAUCUUGGAAUGCAAAUGGGCACAUUGCAUAUGAAUGAUUCACUCAACGAGGGAGUGGAAGAGAUGGACAUGGUUAGCAGCCACAGUAGGAAAGGCAGAAAGGAACUUGAAUGUCAACAUCCCAGUCCAAUGUCGAUUCUUGAUCCCACAUUUUCUUAUGAUAGUUCCAACUCUUCAGGUGUCAUGGAGAAUAACAAUGCUAGCGGCUGCAAGCAAUCCUCAUUCAUUCAAACCCAACAAGCAGUUGAUUCUAUGAGGUUCCCUUUGACAGAUGACGACGCAGAAUUGUCCGAUUCUGCGUCUUCCACAUUCAUGAUAGCAACUGGCAACAAAAAGGUUGCAAAUCUAAUCAUCGGAGACCAACAAGAAUCUAAUAAACAUGAAGAGCUGGGUUACAUACAGGAGAUUAUAUGCAACGCAGAACUGGUGUUUAAGGAUUUCAUGUCGGGUCAGACUAAUGAGAUUAUAAAGCCUGGUCUCUUUGAGCAGUUAGAAAUUCAGAUCACAUGUUCUAUUACAGAUACAAAUGAAAAGAACUCUACACAAAGAAGGAUGGUGUUGUUUGAUUGUGUCAAGGAAUCUCUGGAUCUGAAAUGCAAACGGUUAACAAGUGGGGGUUCGAAGAUGUGGGGAAAAGGUGCGUUGAUGUUUGUAAACAGAGAAUGGUUGGUAGAGGAUAUUUAUAAGGAAAUAUCAGGCUGGGAAAGUAUGAUAGACUGGAUGAUGGAUGAGCUUGUUGAUAAAGAUAUGAGUACUCAAUACGGGAAAUGGCUUAAUUAUGAAACCCAAGAAUUUGAAGUUGGAGUAGAGGUUGAGAACUCCAUUGUUAGUUCUUUGAUCGACGAAAUUGUAGCUGAUAUAUUGUUGUUCUGAGGUAAUUUUGUUUAUUCUUCCACUGUAAGUCAUUUUCAACAUGGAAUUGUCUUUUUCAUGAGUAAGAAAUUCUGGUGAAUUCAAAAGCUUAUCAUAAUUUUACGAAGCUAGGGGACAACUGAUCUAUUGAAACAACAGUUACGAUUUUGGUUAUCGACUUCAGGUAAUUUAUAUCAUCAUUCAACGAUU
Molecule: messenger RNA, 3665 nt
Organism: Papaver somniferum (opium poppy)
Lineage: Eukaryota; Viridiplantae; Streptophyta; Magnoliopsida; Ranunculales; Papaveraceae
Exons: 5
Coding region: 807-3476 (889 amino acids)
Source: RefSeq, a predicted model, not a curated record